UGAGCCCACGAGGGAGAGGAAGGCCGAGAAAUCUCGAGUUCUGUUCUUUACUUUUUAUACAAAUAGACCUAUCAUUUCAUGGGGAAUGGAAAGUUCGGUGGCCAUUUUUACCCAGGGUUAUACAUUUUCUUCUAUGGAUUGUAUCAGGCAAUAGUGGUCUCCAAGGCCAUGAUAGCUAAUGACUCUACUGUUCAUCGUUCAUACCUUCCCAAGAAUCAAAAGAGAUGUUCCAAGCUGUGGAAAAUAGCCUUUGGAGGCUGGCUGAAGAUAGUGACUGGGUUCCUCUUAACACUGUAUGUGGUCUUCUGUCUGGAUGAUGGGAUGGUGCUGAUCAACAAAGAGACGCCUCCAAGGUUUAUGUACCCUCAAGAGUGGCAGCACCUCACCAUGUUCAUCCUCCUCACCCUUGACGGCUGUGUAGACGUCUUGAGCAAGAACGUGCUGCAGCAGAGGUGUGUGGCCCUCGAGAAAGCUUCCAUGGCCCUGGGCAUCUAUGUGCUCCUGCUGCUGCUGCUGUCACAUGUUCAGGUCUCAUCAAAGGUGGAGCUGCGCGUUCACUGUCUCCUCAUCCUGGUGGUGUUCCUGCUGAUGCUGGUGUUGACGGCAGAGCUGUGGGCUAAUGGGUCCUUUUACCUCCAGCUGAUCAAGAACUUCCUGUUUCUGAUGAUGGGCUCGUGGCUGAUGCACACAGGCUUUAUUCUGUUUAGACCCAUCUCUGGCUACCCGUGGAAGGAUGAUGAUAUCAUGUUUGUCACCACCUUCUUCUGCUGGCAUGUGGUGAUCAAUGCCUUAUGCCUGUUGGGAGUCUAUGGCGGCAUCUCUUCCUUUUGGUGCCGUUGUUACAGUCCCAGCUUGAGGCUGAUGGGGUCCAAGGAAGUGCUGUAUCAUGGGAGCUCCUCAGGAACAUUUUACAGGCUGCUGCGGGAUGCAGAGCAGCAGGAAAAGGAUGACUGGGCUCUUCUUUCAGAGAGCCCUGGCUGUGACAGGCCCUAGAAUGCAUGCAGUACUCCGUCUUCCUCCUGGGGGCUCUCUAGGGCAUUUGUCAUGCACCCUUUGUUCCUCACUAAAGGUAAUGGCCCUGGAGCAUGCUCACUAGUCCCGCCUGUUAUGCCUAGCAUUGACUCUCUAACUGUUGAGGAGAGGAAAGGAUAGCCUGGAAGAGUGGCAUAGCCCAGGUUAUGCUGGUCAGGAGAAGUGAGAAGGCAAAGUGGACUAAGAGGGUUGAGAAGACUGGGCUAUAAGAGCUGCCCAUAGUGGGAAGACUUGACAGGACACCUGCGAACAGAGGAGCCAAGUUCAGUAGGGAUGCCACCUCUAAAUGCUUCUCAAAGUUCUGGCCAAGGAAUAAAGACUUCUCACAAAUGGAAAUGGAAGUGGUGGGUGCCCCUGUUGGCCAGUUAAAGUGAUACUGUGUGGAAACAGCAUAAAUAUGUGUAUAGUACAAUUCACUAUUCCGUUUGGAUGGAAUGAUAAGAAUCCCAUGUAUGUACAAUUUAAUGUGGGUGGAUUAGCAUUGUUUUAAAUAUAAAUAAAGAAUUAA
Mesocricetus auratus (golden hamster) is the source of this 1540-nucleotide messenger RNA. Its product is annotated as transmembrane epididymal protein 1A-like. NCBI's taxonomy places the organism in Eukaryota, Metazoa, Chordata, Mammalia, Rodentia, Cricetidae. The record is from RefSeq and is a predicted model, not a curated record. Bases 79 to 993 code for a protein of 304 amino acids. The transcript has a single exon.